Messenger RNA from Amoebophrya sp. A120, 2312 nucleotides. Lineage: Eukaryota; Dinophyceae; Syndiniales; Amoebophryaceae. The record is from the annotation of a GenBank genome assembly.
UUUUUUCAUCCUGUUCGUCCCAAAGCAAGUAUAUAAGUAGCAGAAGGCUAAAAAUUCUACUAUCUUGUCAAAAGAACAGCAGCAGUCGCUUUAUCUGUAGGAAUAAAGCCUCGGCGCCAACAAGAACUGCAUGAAGCUCCUGCCUACCAGUCUUAUUCCCCGAAGAAGGGGCUGCAGCUUUUUAUCGGGGUCAACUAGUACGGCACUGCUGCUCCUGGGACAGAAUCUGCAACGGAUCGACUUUUGUCUCGCCAGCAAGUGCAGUGAUGGUACCAUCUCCUUCGUCCUGGACGUUGGCAUGGAAGACGGGGCCACAAAAUUCGCAGGAUGCGAGCACCUCGCAGAGGUUCCUGUUUUUUCCGCUGACAGCACUGUCAAUGGUGCGGUCCACCCAGUAAGAAGCUGCGAGAACUUUUCCGCCGCAACGGACUGGUGCGAGGUGCGGCACGUGAAGACCGUUCUGCCGUAUAUUGGCGCGACUUUGCAGGAUCCGGACCGGUACUAUUUGACGCAACGGUGCCAGGAGCUGUGUGCAAAUGCGAAAACCUGCUCCGUCUUCGCGUCUCACAUGGGCGAGAGCGGCCUGCAGGCGGAACGGCACUGCCUUCUUGUCCAGGCGACGCCACACAAAACGUGUGGCGUCAAGUCGCAAAAGCUCGCCGCGGGGUAUCUGGUCUACGCGACUACGAAAGGAAUUAACCCCGUGGUGUCGAAUAAGUUCCAAAAUGCGUGGUACAGUGAGUACCAUGACCCCUACCAGUGUGCGAUCAGAGGCUCGAUGCCGAAGACCUGCUCCUACAGCAAAAGCCUACGGGAUCAAGUGACGACGAAGUGCAGCGACAGCGGAGUGCGACUAGGCGGGGCAGACGACCAAUCGCCCCGGGACCUCACAAACUAUAUCCUGGACUGCACCGGGACAGAAACCGCGACCCUCGGAUUUCAGCGAUUUCAGCCGAUGUACCGGGUCAUGAACCUGAGGAGUGACCAACUGGAGUCGAGGUGUGAAGCGGAGUGCAUUGCGUUCGGCUGCGACAUGUUCGCCACUCGGGAGAAUUUCGAUGGUGGGUCAGCACCUGGGGUGUGCACUUUGAUUUACGAGGUCCCGACACUAUAUCGGAAGAUAGAGGUGGCGGCCUAUUUUGCGCUGAGCGAAAAUGACGAAGCGAACCCCACGUUGAAGCAGCACAAGUUUCACAAAUGCACAGUGCCGGAGGAGGAGUCGAUGUCGAAUGGCUCCGGCUCCGACAGUACGGCUUCGGACGACGAUAGUACCUUCUUUUGGAUCUUUCCGGACCUGGACAAGGAGGGUUUUGGAUUGGUCGACUUCCUGGUGUACGUGGCUAUCCCGCUGGUGCUGCUCUACCUUUUGUGGUACGUCUACAACAAAUAUCAAAUGUAAAAAUGUCUGGGUCUGGAAUCUUGUGAUGCUGAGUGGCGUAGCAUGAGGAGGCCACAAGUGCUGGCUCAGCAUGACAAAUUUCGGAGCUUGUAGGUGUUGCCUAUUAUGCAUGACAAACUGCGUGGUCUCCGCAUGACAGAAAAGAACGUCUCUUGGGCAAUGUGCAUGACAGAUUUAAGAGUCAUGCCCGACAAGCAUGACAAACAUGCAUUCUUCCAGACCCAGACAUUUUUACAUUUGAUAACAAAAAGCAGCGCCGGGACAGGCAGUUUGCCAUGGGGGGCUAUCUGCAAUAUCAGUACAACCCGACCUGGGAGCAGAUGCGGCGCGCGAAGGGCAUGAAAAAGGGAAAAAUGGCUGGGUAGUAUGGGAGAGGGUGGUGAGAGGACCACGGGGUCGUGGUCGUUGGGAUGGAACAAAAUCUAAAUCAUUUUUUUCGGAGUUGUUCUGUCGAUCGUCUAGAAAGUCAAAGGGGUCAAAUCCAAAUUCUUCAAGUCAAGUUGUACCCAACAUUCUUCAUUAUCGUUGUACUAUAGCGUCAGUACGUUUAUUUCUCACAACUACUACUACAUCUUCCCUGAUGAGUACUCAAUUGCCUUACUCAACUCAGUCCUCCGAAAAUCUGUCUUUUGUCGUGAAUCCGAAUCGAAGCAUAGAUUCUCGACCUACCGAAAAGUUUUUAUGAAUGUCAAGAGAGUCCUCAGCCUCACGAAUAGUACAAUAUUAAACAAGGAAUCUACAACUGCACCAGCGGUACUUUGUUGAGAACGUUUUACUCCCCCCCAGAUAGAAAUAAUAAGGUAUGAAGCAGACACGUCGACGAAAGUGAGCAAAUAGCCAACCCACCUAGAAUCACUGUGUUGAUGGUGAUAUUACACCAAGCGCUGGACCACGACAAAUAAAAGCAGUGCUC